ACUUUUCUGCUCCGAUCAGAGCAACCAACCAUGAAAGCCAUUCUCUUCCUUGUGCUUCUCGUCGCCAUCUCCUGGACUCUUCUUGACGUUGUCGAUUCGAAAGGAGUUCCAGCAAAGCGUGUAAAGAGACAAUAUUAUGGAGGAUAUGGAUACGGUGGAUAUGGUUAUGGUGGCUGUAACUGUCCCACUUAUGCCCCAUGCACACAUGGUCCAGGUGGAUAUUAUGGUUAUGGAGGAUAUGGCGGAUAUGGUGGCUAUGGAGGCUAUGGUGGAUAUGGUGGAUAUGGCUACAAGAAAUAAGGAUCGAAAUCUGAUCAACUUCACCUAAUUUUUCUAGAUCAAAGAAUACAAUCUUCAUUUUAC
Messenger RNA from Caenorhabditis elegans, 363 nucleotides. It is a transcript of the gene fip-2, whose product is annotated as Fungus-Induced Protein. The record is from RefSeq and is marked reviewed. NCBI's taxonomy places the organism in Eukaryota, Metazoa, Nematoda, Chromadorea, Rhabditida, Rhabditidae.